AUGCCAUUUAUCAAAAGCCUUAUCCUGACGACGGUGCUAUCUGUCGCUUCAACCGCUGCGAAAACCGAUUGCCCAGUAGGUUGGAUGCCAAACACCUUCGACGUCACGAGAUGUUGCUCCGGCAACAUGGUCGUCGACGAACAAGGCGCAUACUGCUGCGUCUACGACAUGAGACUCUACAAAGAGGCGCUUACCAACACGGCGUUACGCUACGAGACCGCCACCGCCACCACAACGUCCGAGACCGACUGGUCCACCCUGGAAAACUCUUGCAUCGCAGAGGUUCGCUUCACAGCCACAGACUACUCAGCCCAGGUCUCGUCGGCGUCGGAUAAAGCCGAAGCUACUCCCACAGAUAGUUCAAUUAGCGAGGUCACCUCCACCGGUACUACGGCUUCUUCGACUAGCUCUGGUACGGUCUCGCAGACUUCGACUCCCACUCCAACUUCAAACGUGGCGAUGCCGCUUGCUACAGCCGGAGAGGGAUUGAUUGGUGGUGCGGCAUUUGCUGCUGCUCUUUUCAUGCUCUGA
Molecule: messenger RNA, 531 nt
Organism: Penicillium vulpinum
Lineage: Eukaryota; Fungi; Ascomycota; Eurotiomycetes; Eurotiales; Aspergillaceae
Exons: 1
Coding region: 1-531 (176 amino acids)
Source: RefSeq, a predicted model, not a curated record